AUGGCCACCAACGGUUACCAUCCUGAAGGCACAAACGGCCAUACAAACGGCCAUGCAAAUGGGUGGUCGAGCCCUUCCACCGAAGACUCAGGUUCUUCAAAGCCCAAUCAGGUUCCAAUUGCUAUUUGCGGCAUGGGCAUGAGGUUGCCUGGAGGUGUCCACAAUGCCAGCGACCUGUACAACUUCCUCGCCAACAAAGGUGAUGCUCGGUCUGUUAUCGGAGAAGAUCGCUAUAAUGUUGAUGCCUACUACGAUCCUCAUGGCAAGCACGGCACCAUCAACACCAAGCAUGGUUACUUCUUGAGCGACGUUGAUUUCUCCAUGUUUGACUUGUCGAUGUUCACCCUCACCGCGGCUGAGGCCGAGCAGGUUGAUCCGAAUCACAGAUUGGUGCUCGAGGUAGUCAGAGAAGCUUUCGAGAGUGCCGGAGAGACUGAAUGGCGAGGAAAGAACAUUGGUACUUACGUCGGAAUGUUCAGCGAGGAUUGGCAGGAGCUACAACACAAAGACACCCUUGAGUAUAACCCGUACAGGGUUUUGGGUGGUCUUGACUUUGCUCUGCCCAACCGCGUGGCUUACGAAUAUGAUCUCAGGGGUCCCAGCAUGAGCCUACAAAUGGCCCUCUCUCCCGAAGGCUCAUCCAAGACUUUCGAUGCGUCUGCCGACGGAUACGCCAGAGGAGAAGCUGUGACCGCACUCUACGUGAAGCGUCUAGACGAGGCGAUCAGAGACAAGAAUCCCAUUCGGGCAGUCAUCCGAGGAUCAGCUAGUAAUGCUGACGGCAAGACUCCAGGGCUGGCCGUCCCUAGCCCGGAUGCCCACGAGGCCGUCAUCCGUCAGGCUUACCACAAUGCCGGCCUGACUCUGUCGGAGACCACGAUGGUAGAAGCUCACGGCACUGGGACCAAGAUAGGGGAUCCUCUCGAGACUAAGGCGAUUGCGAACUGCUUCGGUGAUAAGGGUGUCUACAUUGGUGCUAUCAAACCCAACAUGGGCCAUAGCGAAGGCGCUGCUGCCAUCACCAGCAUCAUGAAAGCAGCGCUAUCUCUUGAGAACAAGACUAUCAUCCCAAACAUAAAGUUCACGACUCCAAACCCGGGAAUUCCGUGGAAAAGCGGCAAUUUGACCGUCCCCGUGGAACCUACUCCAUGGCCUGCAAACCGCCGGGAGCGAAUCAGUAUAAACUCGUAUGGCAUCGGUGGGUCGAAUGCACACUUUGUCAUCGAUUCUGCCGCCUCGCUGAGUGCAGAGGCUCCCACGUCUCCACCGCGCUCUGUUGCAGCCAAGAAGCCCCGCAAAAACUUGCUGCUCUUUUCGGCCAACCACCCUGAAUCCUUGAAAAAGGGCGCCAUAAACAUCGAGGAGUAUGUCAAGAACCAUCCCGAUCGUGUUGAGGACCUAGCAUACACCCUUGCGCAAAGACGAGAACAUUUGAAGUUACGGAGCUACUGUAUUGUUCAAGAUGGCACAACGCCUUUUCAAGUCUCGGCACAGUUCAAGUCCCAGGGUCCGCGCCAAGCAGCCUUUGUAUUCACGGGCCAAGGUGCGCAGUGGGUGCACAUGGGCAAAGAACUGAUGCUUGAAUACCCUGGUGAGAUUGCCGCAGCGUACGCUGCGGGUGCCUUGACCGCCAAGGAGGCUAUUAUCGCGGCAUUCUAUCGGGGCUACGUCUGCAAGACCGCUCAACGACUGGGCGGAAUGGCGGCCAUAGGUAUUGGCAGACCUGUGGUUGAAAAGUACCUCCUCCCGGGUGUUCGAGUUGCCUGUGAAAACAGCGCAUCUAGCGUCACCAUCUCCGGGGAUUUGGACGCUCUUGAAAAGACAAUGUCCACGAUCAAAAUCCAGAAUCCGGACGUCUUGGCCAGAAAACUUCACGUUGAAAUGGCAUAUCAUUCCCAUCAUAUGACUCUGGUUGGCGACACCUACUACAGACUCAUCGCAGAACACCUAACCCCCGUGGCGCCAAGGAUUCCCUUCUACUCGAGUGUCAAAUCACAGGUACUGCACGAGGCAUCUGACUUUGGUGCCAAGUAUUGGCAAGAUAACAUGGAAAAGCCAGUCUUGUUCCACUCUGCCGUGAAACAAAUGCUCUCCAAGGCGAAGGACUGUUCCGUACAUCUGGAGGUUGGACCCCACGCUGCUCUAAGCGGUCCUCUGCGACAGAAUUACACCGAAGCUUCAGCGUCGAUCAACUAUGUUUCGACUCUUGUCAGAGAUACUGAUGCUGUCGAUUCCUUCCUACACGCGGUCGGCCAGCUCCAUUCUCACGGGGUUCGAAUUUCUUACCCCUUUGCCUCCGAGACAACCAAAGUACUCACCGAUCUCCCUACGUACCCAUGGCAUUACGACAGGAGCUACUGGGCUGAGACAAGAAUCAUGAAGAACUGGCGAUUCCGGAAGCACCUCCCUCACGACCUUCUGGGCCUUCGAACCCUUGAGGGCAGCGAUGUCUCGCCCACGUGGAGAAAUCUCCUGCGCCUGAAUGAUAUUCCGUGGGUGAGAGAUCAUUGUGUUGGCAGCGAUAUUGUGUUCCCAGGAGCCGGCUACAUUGCCAUGGCUGGUGAAGCUAUUUACCAAAUUACCAAUGUCCGAGACUACACCAUCCGGAAUAUGGAGUUGAGCAAGGCUAUGGUUCUUCACAACGACAAGCCCACAGAGGUCGUUACCAGUCUUCGUCCUCAGAGACUUACCUCGACAUUGGACAGCGAAUGGUACCAAUUCGAACUUGUCUCAUACGAUGGCGGGGCCUGGAACAAGCACUGCUCCGGUCUAGUCCGCAGUGGUCGCGCUUCGCCCAAUCCACCAAAGACAACUCAAAGCCUCGACAGGGAAGUCUCGUCAUCUCGGUGGUACACGACCAUGUCUCGAGUCGGCUUGAAUUACGGACCACACUUCACUGGGCUGAAGAACAUACGCGCCAGCGUCGUCGAUACUAUGGCUGCAGCCGAUAUCACAGACAAGCAAGGCUCUGCCGAGUCUUCAUAUAUGAUCCAUCCUUCAACACUCGAUCUCGUGUUUCAGUCGUUGACCGUAGCGAGCUGCAAGGGCAUCUACAGGACUUUCACAAAGCUGUUUCUCCCAACCUUCAUAGGCGAACUCUACAUCGGCGGCGCCGCCGGGAAGACAAUGCAGGUCAAUACAACUGCUGUCGGCAAGCCGGGCGCGGUCCAAGGAAGCUCCUACGGCACGUCCGAGGAUGAGGUGGUCUUCUAUCUCAAAUCCUUCAAGGGCACCGCGAUGGAAGACUCGGGUGUGGAGAAGUCACCUGAGUUGAAGUCUCUUCAGCUACAAUGGAAGCCGCACUUCGACUUCAUCCAGGCAGGAGAUUUGAUGAAGAUGCAAUACGACAUCAAAGAGCAGAUUCAACAUUUGGAAAGGCUGUAUGUUCUCUGCGCCAUAGAGACGAAGCAUGCGCUGUCUGGUCGAUCAACUGCGCUGCCUCACCUGGAGAAAUAUAGGGCCUGGCUGGAUGAACAGUUCGAUCGAUUUCAGCAACCAGCCUAUCCGCUGGUACCUGAAUCAAUGAAGAUGACCGAAAUGGGCUCAGAGCUCCGCCGGGAGCUUAUCGCACAGUUCUUCGAGAUAUGCAAAGCCUCGGGAGGCUGGGCCCCAGCGACCGCUAUCGUCAGGGCCUUUGAGCAGGCCGUGAACGUCUACGAAGGCCGCACGGACUACCUUGACCUCCUGCUCCAGAACGGAGUCCUCACCGGCAUUUACAGCUGGUACAACGACAUCUGGGACUUCAAGGACUUCAUGCAGGUUCUCGGGCAUACCCAGCCACAGAUGCGGAUCCUGGAGAUUGGGUCUGGGACAGGCGGUCUCACGGCCAAAUUCCUCGAGCAGCUGAAGUCUGAUUACGGAGAGCGUCUUUACCUGAAGUACACGUUCACUGAUAUAUCCUCUGGAUUCUUUGUCCAGGCCAAGGAUCGGUUUGCGGACUACCAGGGAAUCGAAUACAAGGCUCUCGAUAUAUCUAAGAACCCAUUGGAGCAGGGAUUCACUGCGGGCGAGUACGAUCUCAUCAUUGCUUCGAACGUCCUGCAUGCGACCCCAUGGCUGCAUGAAACCCUCACGAAUGUUCGCACAUUGCUGCAGCCGAAAGGACAGCUUUUCUUGCAAGAACUGUGCCCCAUUACAAGAGCGAUGAGCUUCAUUAUGGGACAGUUCUCCGGCUGGUGGCUCAGUGAAGAGGACGGCAGAGUUGGCAGUCCCUUCAUCUCUCCCGAUGAGUGGGAUAGGAGACUACGGGCUGCCGGCUUUGCAGGGUGCGACUCAGUCACCCUAGACAAUGAGCAACCAUACACCUACAAUGCCAAUAUCAUCGCCAAGCCUGCCUCAACACCCUCGCGCCCAACUAAGAUUACCUUGCUUCGGAACUCCGAGGAGUCUCAGCUGCCCAAAGACGUCGCAAACAUACUCAGUUCCAAGGGCUUCGAGAUCGAUCACUGCAUCUGGGGCCAACAGUUGCCUGCGGACCAAGAUGUGAUCUCGUUCCUUGACCUGGGCAACAAGCCGCUGCUGCAGGAUCUGACAGAAGAGGGUCUCACCCAGUUUCUGGACAUGAUCGACUUACUCCCACAAGCAGCCGUUCUGUGGCUGACGCCACCAGCCCAGAUCCACGCCCAAGACCCUCAGGCGGCCCAGGUCCUCGGCCUGGCUAGAACCAUCAGGUCUGAACUGGCAAUGUCGUUUGCCACCCUGGAGCUCGAGCACACCGGCAAGGGGGCGGCCGGCGCUGUUGUCCAGGUCGCUCAGAAGCUACAGGAGUCAAAAGAGGAUAUCACGGAGCUGGAUCCCGACAUGGAGUACUCUUGGGUCAAUGGCGUGCUCAAUGUCAGUCGCUUCCACUGGAUCCCUGUCGAAGAGUCCCUGAGUGGCACUGCAAAGACGCCCGAGACCAAGGUCCUCAAUAUCGGGACCCCGGGUCUCUUACAGACGCUGAACUGGACUGGCCAGGCCCUUGACCCUCUUGCGCCUGAUGAAGUCAAUGUUAAGAUGUCGGCAGUGGGUCUGAACUUCAAGGAUGUUAUGAUCGCAAUGGGUAUCAUCCCUGGCGGAGACACCUUGAAGAAAGGAUCCAGUUCCCUCGGCCUCGAGGGCGCUGGGCGCAUCACUGCGGUAGGCUCCCAGGUCAGCAAUGUCGCCGUUGGAGACCGCGUCAUGACGAUUGGGUGUGAAUCUGUUGGUCUCGCAACUACCGUCCAGAGGCCAGCCAGCCUUUGCGUCAAGAUCCCGGAUCAGCUCAGCGACAAGGAGGCGGCUACGAUGCCGGUCGUCUACGUGACCGUUCUCAUGUUCCUUGUGGAGAAAUGGAAGUUGGAGAGGGGCCAAUCUAUUCUGAUCCACAGUGCUGCCGGAGGUGUCGGCAUCUGCGCCAUCAACGUCGCGCAGUGGCUCGGCGCGGAGAUUUACGCGACAGUGGGCACGGAAGAAAAAGCUGCCUUCCUGUUAAAGGAAUUUGGCAUUCCCAGGAACCGCAUUUUCAACUCUCGAGACAGCAGCUUCUUGAACGAUGUUAUGCAGGCCACCAAGGGUGUUGGUGUGGACAUGGUCUUGAACUCCCUGUCCGGCGAGCUGCUCCACACUUCAUGGCAGUGUGUUGCCCCUCACGGCGCCAUGAUCGAGAUUGGCAAGCGAGAUAUGAUGGGCCGGGGGCAACUCGCCUUGGAUCCUUUCGAGGACAACAGGACCUUCAUCGGAGGUGAAGUCGCUCGUCUCCUCGUCACCCACAAGCCUAUCAUAGCUCGUCUUCUAAAACUCACCGUCGACCAAUACCUGGAGGGUAACUUCCGGCCCAUCCUGCCAAUCACGACAUUCGAUGCAGAGCACACCGAGGAUGCCUUCAGGUUCAUGCAGAAGGGAACUCACGUCGGGAAAAUUGUCAUCAGGUUUCCUGGGGAUGAUACCCUUCCCCUGACUCCCGCUGUUCCAGCGCCCAAGUUCAGAGGCGAUGUCUCUUAUCUUCUCGUUGGGGGCUUGGGCGGACUGGGAAAGGCCAUCGCCGGUUGGAUGGCUUCGUACGGUGCCAAGAAUCUAAUGUUCCUCUCAAGAUCCGCCGGAAAGUCAGAAGAAGACCAGGCAUUCUUCAAGGAGCUCAACAUGAUGGGAUGCUCCACUCAGUAUUUCCCAUGCGAUGUUGCAGACCACGACGAAGUCCGAAAUGCCCUCGCCCAAGCCUCACUCCCAAUCGCAGGUGCCAUGCAGAUGGCGAUGGUCUUGCGGGACGUUGGUGUCCUAAGCAUGGACAUUGACUCCUGGAACACCGCCACGCGACCAAAGAUCCAGGGCACAUGGAAUCUGCACAAUCUCCUUCCAAAAGACAUGGACUUUUUCGUCCUCUUCUCUUCGGUCGGUGGAACCUUCGGCUACUACGGCCAGUCCAACUACGCCUCGGCCAACACAUUUCUCGACUCCUUUGUCCAAUACAGACAAAAGUCAGGUCUCGCCGCCUCCGUUAUGGACAUCGGCCCAGUCGACGACGUCGGCUACGUCAGCCGGACAGCUAGCACGCGAGAGACCUUGCUACAGACCUUGGAGACCCUCUUGACAGAGCAGAACUUCUUGGACAGCUUGCAAUUGGUCAUCGCCCGCUCGUCUCCCGAGUACGCCCCUCGGAGAUCCAAGUCCGCGCUGGCCGGCUACCAGAACCCAAGUCAUAUCGUGCAGGCCCUCGAGUCCCGCAUCCCGAUCAUGGACCCUCAGAACGGCAGCAUGUGGAAACGAGAUCCUCGUAUGUCGAUCUACCGGAACAUUCAGAAGACUUCGAUGGUGGAAGGGGGUGAGGUUGCCGAUCACCUCAAGCAGUUCUUGUCCAGUGUGAUGGCCGAUCCGAGCAAGCUCAGCAACAAAGAGUCCGCCGACACUAUAGCCCAAGAGCUCGGAAGGUGUGUGUCAAACUUCCUCAUGAAGGGAAACGAGGAGAUUGACUUGAGCUUUACGCUAUCAGCCGUUGGGGUUGACUCCCUGGUGGCCAUUGAAGUUCGCAAUUGGUGGAGGCAGAACCUCGGCAUUGAUGUUUCGGUGCUGGAGUUGAUGAGUGGAGGUACUAUUGAGCAGCUUGGAGAGCUGGCCACGAAGAGGUUGGCUGAAAGGUUCUCUGAUAAAUGA
Messenger RNA from Diaporthe citri, 7107 nucleotides. RefSeq lists its product as uncharacterized. Lineage: Eukaryota; Fungi; Ascomycota; Sordariomycetes; Diaporthales; Diaporthaceae. The transcript is spliced from 11 exons. Gene Ontology annotation, biological process: secondary metabolite biosynthetic process; fatty acid biosynthetic process. Gene Ontology annotation, molecular function: oxidoreductase activity; phosphopantetheine binding; fatty acid synthase activity. Bases 1 to 7107 code for a protein of 2368 amino acids. The record is from RefSeq and is a predicted model, not a curated record.